AUGGCGGCACAGGAAGACCUGGGCGAUGCGGAGCCCGCCUUCAUCGUCACCCCAACCACCCACCUCAGACCCGCAGGCAACACAGGAACACACCUGGGUGGGCAAGAUACCCGGAACACCACCCCCCAGGGAGUUGGACGGAGGCAGCAGGAAAUCGCCCUGCUCGUCACGGCGUCCCUGAUGAAAGGCUCAACCGGAACACUGGACUCCGAGCGUAUCACGGACGUCAAAGUCUCACGGGACGACGACCUUCCCCCCCCUCCCCCAGACAGCGCACCCGAAGGGAAACUAGCGAUUAUCGACGACCAACUCAUCGCGAACCGCGCAUACACGGCCGUAGACAAGGACCGCCCCCGCCGGGUGGAGAUACCCAUUGCCCAGGCACCGGCCGGCGGGUGGACCAUGCCACACAUGCGUUUCCGACUCCAACAGCUGGAAGACAUACAAGAGCGCCAGGUACGCGACUGGGCAGAGGAAGACGAAAACCUCAGCAAUAACAUCCUCAUCACCGUCUUUGAUAAGCCAAACCUCUCAGCGGACGAUGCCCAGGACGCCUUUGGAGAAGUACGCGCCGUGAUUCAGGCUUUCCUCGAGGACGGCGCACGACUGAGAAUUAUUAUGCCGGUGGCAGCGGACAAACGCCAACCCCGCACGGGACUACUCACCUACCUGACGGCAGAGAACAAAGCCCGCAUCCUCACGCAGGGUGUCUUCGCCUCCGCCGAUGUAGCCUUCCUCGCCCUCAGUUUCGAUGACAUUGUCGUCAACCCGUUGUACUACCUCACACUUAAAGGACCUCUGGACGUGGAUGCUGACCUCAUGCUCUACGCCGUCCAGGUAGCCCUCGCAGGGAAAGCCUCCAAUAUCGUUAUGGCCCUCGGCAUGGACCCCAACAACGACAAAGCUAUCGAACAGGUCAACAACUUCAUAUACAACCUGGAAUGCCAGAUACUUCCCUUCCUCGUGCCCAAGGGACGCCCGCAACCACGAUACAAUAUAUACGGCCCGGUAAUCAACACCUCGCUCCCUUGCGCAUACCGCGACGUCCAUGCGAUCAUGUCGAAGACCAACUUCUGGCACUCGCGGGUUGGACCCGUCGAACAGUGCCACGCCGGCCAAUGCACCUUUUGCUACGGAGUCGACCACGUAUACGGCCUGUGCCCGAUCCGAGAGCAGAUCCCGGCGGGCUUCCACGGAUCGACCAAGAACUCCUCAACGCACACCCAAGACCAAGGGCGCAGAGGAGAGGACGUGCCCCCCACCGCCGGGCACGGCCUCGACGACGUUCGGAGAGGUUUCGGAGGCGGAAAUGCUGAACAGGUUCAGGACGACCAAGCCCCGAAAGGCCCGAAGAGGGCAAAACAUGCCCACCUAAAAGUGGCGACCCUGAACAUGAACGGACACACCGUGCAGGGCGGAACCCCACUGAACAAGUGGAAUGACAUACAUGCUAUGAUGCGGGACAACAAGAUCGCCAUCAUCGCGCUCCAGGAAACUCACCUCACAGAACAAAACCUAGAAGCAAUAACGAGAAUGUAUGGGAAACGCCUAUGGAUCUACAACUCGGCGGACCCAGAGCAGCCGUCCAACUCCGCCGGAGUAGAUGGCGGACAUCGCGAGACUGCACCACGAGCGGCUACAGCAUGA
Punctularia strigosozonata HHB-11173 SS5 is the source of this 1647-nucleotide messenger RNA. RefSeq lists its product as uncharacterized. The transcript has 2 exons. The record is from RefSeq and is a predicted model, not a curated record. Lineage: Eukaryota; Fungi; Basidiomycota; Agaricomycetes; Corticiales; Punctulariaceae. Bases 1 to 1647 code for a protein of 548 amino acids.